Zea mays is the source of this 1062-nucleotide messenger RNA. Its product is annotated as putative nitric oxide synthase. The transcript is spliced from 5 exons. The record is from RefSeq and is a predicted model, not a curated record. Bases 465 to 731 code for a protein of 88 amino acids. Gene Ontology annotation, molecular function: GTPase activity; nucleic acid binding. Lineage: Eukaryota; Viridiplantae; Streptophyta; Magnoliopsida; Poales; Poaceae.
UAUGUUAUUUAAUCCUUUUCAUUUUCAUAUUGUGUGUCUCUUUAUAAUGAUGUUUUUAUCUCUACUAUAAGAUUAAUGGCACUGGACUUAAUCAAAGUAUAGAGAACUGAAACUCAUAGCAGUAGCACUGGCACUGGCAUUGACACACUUAAUCACUUCACAGUUCACAAUGUUUAUUUUUGCUUGAAGGUGGUCUGUUUUUUGCCAAGCAUGCAUGCACCUUGUUAGUUGUGGUUGUGGGCAGGCAGGCAGACAAUGCGUUCUGCAAGCAAUCCAUCUUUUUAUCUCCAUGCAGACUGAAACAAGCCUUUGCUUGCACCGAAAUUCUUCCAAGAUCCUUGCUAACCGGCAGUUAGCUCAGAGGUCGCAGGUGAGGAAGUUGCAGUACAUCUCCGAGCCCAAGCGCAACUGUCACAACACUGCAGGGUUCCGCAAAUGUUGGAAAAUAUGCAUUUAUCAGUGCAAUGCUAAGAACAAUGGCGUACAAGGACCCGGUGGCAGCGGCAGCUCAAAAAUACAAGCCAAUACAGUCUGCUGUUCCUAGAACAACCCUUGGCCCUAUUCAAAUUGAAGCAUUUUUAGGCGGAGGGAACCUGUGUUUGAUUGAAUUCUACACCAGUUCUUGGAAGAGAAAGCCUCACCAAGUCAUCAUCUCCAGGAACGAUGUUAGCGAAAGUCAAUUUAAUCUGGUGCUGAACAUUGAGUUGCAACAAAUCAUCGAUGGAGACUGAGUCACCGCAGCUAGAAACCACUAUCUCAAGGUGCUGAACAUUGAGUUGCAACAAAUCAUUGAUGGAGACCGAGUCACUGCAGCCAGAAACCAUUGUCUCAAUUUGAGGAGAUUUUUCAUCUAUGUUUGUUAGAAGGCAUAAUGCAUAUUUAUCUCUUGUAUUCGAACAUUUGGCAAUUAAGAAAUAGAAGAUUACUUCCCCAAUAUCCCUUCUUCCUAAUCUCACCUUUCACGGCUUCUGGGGAACAAUCACUUGCUAUUACUGACUGACAUGUCCACUCCUCAUAUGUGAGAUAUUGGGGUUGAUAUAUAUGUUGUUCGUUUCCAUGUAA